AUGAGUGAGGUUGGUUUUUUUUAUUAAAACGUUUUUCCUCAAAUAUAAAUGCAUUUCAUUUUUCAGAUCACACAGCGAAUGCACAGGAUCACGCCUGUGCCCCAACUGCUGUCGAGCUUGCUCCAGCAACGCAACGUCACUUCGAGCAAGACGAUUCCGAAAUUGUUGCCACAAUACUUUCAACAAUACUCGAAGUGACAGAAGAAGAAUCGAAAUCUGACGGAGAUCAAAGUCAGCAAUCAAUCGCCGCAAAAACGCCGCCGUCACCAAACCUCCGAAGAUACUUGGAAUAUAAGGGCCCCUAUGAUGCAGGGCAAGCAUUGAAGCAACCCACAACGAAUAACGUUAGUUUUUUUUAAUGUUCUCAAAAUAUUAUGAAAUUUUCUUUCAGUGAAAAAUUAUGAAAAUUUCUUUAUUUUUCGAAAACUUUUUUCGAACUUUCAUAAGAUUCACGAACCCGCUCUGUUCAUCCAUAAAAGUUUAAGAAAGAUAAAGUUUUUUAUAUUUUCUAUGAAAAUUUGAGAGUUUAAAAUUUUGAAAAGACUUUCAAUAAAAUUGAGAGAAAAAAACUUACCAAAUCCGAAUAUAAUUCCAUUUUUCAGAAGUUUCCUAUCGGGCCGAGUCCAAAUGAAAUGUCAAUAAUUAGAGAACGAAGUGACGAGUAUAGUUAUGAGAAUCUCUCCGAACAUCGCAAUCACUUCGGAUUCAGAUGCUCGGUCGCUCACCCCGAUUUACGAUACUUCUUCAUCAAACGAAUCUAUUGUGGUGGAAGACUCGGCAAAAUCGAAAAAGUGCAAUCGAGCUUUGAUAUUUGA
Messenger RNA from Caenorhabditis angaria, 815 nucleotides. The record is from the annotation of a GenBank genome assembly. Lineage: Eukaryota; Metazoa; Nematoda; Chromadorea; Rhabditida; Rhabditidae.